GUGACUUAUGGCAAACUUUUGUUAAAGGGAUAGAUCACACAAAAAUUAUAAUUCUGUCAGCUUUCAUCAGCUUGAGGGUGGAAGAUUAACAUUAAAAGGGAUGAAAGCCCUUUGUUCUUCCUAUAUUGUUCAGACAAGACAGCAAAAUGUUUGCUCUAGUGGUGAUGAUGCUCGCAUUGAGCAUUUAUGCAUCGACAACAGAUGUCCCAACUUACCAGCAUGAGGACCCUGCCACAGGCCGCAUCCUCACAUGCACGCGCUGCCCCGCUGGAACCCACAUGCGCGCGCACUGCACUCCUACCCAAGACACCGUCUGCUCGCGCUGUCCAGAGGACCAUUUCACGCAGUUCUGGAACUACUUACCCAAAUGCCUGUACUGCAGCACAUUCUGCGUGGAGAAUCAGUACGUGAAGAAAGAAUGCUCCCCUACAAACAACAGAGUUUGUGAGUGUCAAGAAGGUUAUUACUGGCAAGCGGACUUCUGCAUCAAGCACACGGAGUGUCCAUCUGGAUACGGCGUCCAGAAGAAUGGUACCGUUCACAGUGAUACAAAGUGCGAGAAGUGUCCGCGAGGCACGUUUUCUUCCGUCAAGUCCUCGAGCGCGCCCUGCGUAAAACACACUGAUUGCGCAUCGCUGGAUCGUGUUGUUGCGCUGAAAGGAACCGGUUGGCAUGACAACAUCUGUGUGGCAUGCGAGAAUCUGCAGAGUGACGGUGGUGUAACCAUACUGAAACAAAUCCUGCCAAACAUCUUUGCACAUGAAAAAAUACGGGUUUCCAAACUCAGCCGAUUUGUGAGGCAUGAUUUGGGCCAGAGACUGCAAGGGAAAUACUCUGUCUCCUCCAGACGACAACUCUUACUACAUUCCUUUUCCGAGUGGAUUAGAGGCGCUAGUGUAGACCAGUUGAGAAAAUUACCAAUGAUGCUUGGAGAAAGAAACAUCCACAAUGCCGCAGAAAAACUCUCAAAUAUUUUAAAGGAGUUAGAUGCCUCAAAUUGCCUUAUGAAUGGUGCAAAAAUGUCACUCACUGUAAAUAAAUGUAUAGAUUAUUAAUUUUUUGGGAUUCUCUCAUGUGAAGGCCAGUAAAUACUUGCUCAGUUUG
Myxocyprinus asiaticus (Chinese sucker) is the source of this 1104-nucleotide messenger RNA. RefSeq names its product tumor necrosis factor receptor superfamily member 11B-like. The record is from RefSeq and is a predicted model, not a curated record. The transcript has 5 exons. Gene Ontology annotation, molecular function: protein binding. Bases 147 to 1055 code for a protein of 302 amino acids. NCBI's taxonomy places the organism in Eukaryota, Metazoa, Chordata, Actinopteri, Cypriniformes, Catostomidae.